Molecule: messenger RNA, 3049 nt
Organism: Acipenser ruthenus (sterlet)
Lineage: Eukaryota; Metazoa; Chordata; Actinopteri; Acipenseriformes; Acipenseridae
Product: phenylalanine--tRNA ligase beta subunit-like
Exons: 17
Coding region: 250-2019 (589 amino acids)
Biological process (GO): phenylalanyl-tRNA aminoacylation
Cellular component (GO): cytoplasm; phenylalanine-tRNA ligase complex
Molecular function (GO): ATP binding; magnesium ion binding; phenylalanine-tRNA ligase activity
Source: RefSeq, a predicted model, not a curated record
CAUUUAAGAUGGCCACCCGUUUGCCUAAAAUAUCAAAAUAAUAAUAAUAAAAACGCACAUAUUUCCUUUUAUAAGAAAUACAUAUUUUUUUUUUCAAACCUCAUGUAAUCACACCAUAAUAUAAUACUCAAAUAUUCUGCUAAUCUUAUUUGUAUUAAUAAAUGUGAUAUUGAUAAACAAAGGACUCAGGAGUUCUUGCAGUCAGCCGAAACCGGUGUACUAGUAAGGAAGACAAGACGAGUAACGAGCAUGCCGACUGUCAGUGUGAAAAGGGAUUUGUUGUUCCAAGCUUUGGGCAGGGAAUACACUGAUGAGGAAUUUGAUGAACUCUGCUUUGAGUUUGGCCUGGAACUCGAUGAAAUAACCUCAGAAAAGGAUAUCAUCAGUAAAGAACAAGGCGAUGUGAAAGCAGAGGGAGCUUCGGAUGUCAUUCUGUACAAAAUUGACGUUCCUGCCAACCGGUAUGAUCUGCUGUGUCUGGAGGGGCUGGUCCGAGGGCUGCAGGUUUUCAAAGAGAGGACAGAGGCCCCAAGAUACAAGCGAGUUAAUCCAGUUGAUGGAGAACCGCAGAGACUGAUCAUCACAGAGGAGACUGCCCUGGUGCGCCCCCAUGCUGUAGCCGCUGUACUGCGCAACAUCACUUUCACCAAGGACAGAUACGAGAGCUUCAUUGAGCUGCAGGAGAAGCUACACCAGAACGUGUGCAGGAAGAGGACCCUGGUUGCCAUUGGCACUCAUGAUCUGGAUACCAUUUCUGGGCCAUUUACCUUCACUGCAAAACCUCCAGCAGACAUUAAGUUCAAACCUCUGAACCAGAGCAAAGAGUAUACCGCUCCUGAACUCAUGAACCUCUAUAAGACUGAUAGCCAUUUGCGCCACUUCCUGCACAUUAUAGAAGAUAAGCCAGUCUACCCUGUUAUUUAUGACAGUAAUGGGAUAGUUCUGUCUAUGCCACCUAUUAUUAACGGGGACCAUUCAAAGAUUUCUCUGAAUACAAAGAAUGUUUUUAUUGAGUGCACAGCUACAGAUGUUACAAAGGCUAAAAUAGUUCUUGACAUGGUGGUUACAAUGUUCAGUGAAUAUUGUGACGAGCCCUUCACUGUUGAGGCAGCAGAGGUUGUUUAUCCAGAUGGGAAGAUCUGUAUUUACCCUGAAUUGCCUUACAGGAAGGAGACACUAACUAGUGAUUUUAUCAACAAAAAAGUAGGAUUCAAUGAGACCCCUGAAAGCAUAGCUAAGCUGUUGACUCGGAUGUACUUGAAAUCAGAGGUGAUAGGAGAAGGGGGGGAGAUAGAGGUUGAAAUCCCUCCUACCAGAUCCGACAUCAUCCACGCCUGUGACAUUGUGGAAGACGCCGCCAUGGCCUACGGUUUUAACAACCUCAAGAGGACCAUCCCCCGAACUUACACUGUAGCCAAUCAGUUUCCUCUGAACAAACUAACAGAGCUGUUAAGACAGGACGUAGCAGCUGCUGGAUUCACAGAGGCUCUGACCUUUGCCUUGUGCUCUCAGGAAGACAUUGCAGAAAAACUCAACAAGGACAUCUCCAGCACGAAAGCGGCACACAUAGCCAACCCCAAAACAGCAGAAUUCCAGGUGGCGCGCACGACCCUCCUCUCUGGCCUUCUCAAGACUGUGGCAGCAAACCGGAAAAUGCCUCUUCCCUUGAAGCUGUUUGAAAUCUCUGACGUGGUGCUGAAGGACGAAACAAGAGAUGUGGGUGCGAGGAACAACAGACGGCUCUGUGCAGUCUACUACAACAAAAGCCCCGGGUUCGAGGUCAUCCAUGGCCUGCUGGACAGGACCAUGCAGCUGUUGGAUGUUAAACCUGGCAGAGAAAAGGGAUACUACAUUCAAGCUGGGGAGGACUCCACCUUUUUCCCAGGCCGCUGCGCUGAGGUUUUUGCCCACGGUCAGAGCAUAGGAAGGCUGGGAGUACUUCACCCUGAUGUCAUCAACAAGUUUGAGCUGACGAUGCCCUGCUCCGCCCUGGAUAUCGACAUCGAGCCCUUUCUGUGAAGGGCGAACCCCCACCUCCUCUCCCUCUGCCUCGUCCUUCAUUUCCUCUCUAUGAAGAGCAUGUGCUGACAGUAUCAAUCUCUCCUGUUAAAUAUUUAAUAAACUCAAGGAAUACUGUGUCGAGUGCUGCUGUUAGAAACAUUCUCUGCAUUCUAUCCAGGAUGCUUACUGAAACAUUAUAGGUUAAUGUUUGAUGGAGGGCCCCCAGUCACCACUGUAAUAAGGCUCUGUAGCAUUUUAUUGUAUUAGGAAAACAUAUAAUAGUUAUCAGAAGGUUUUUAAAUAUGUCUGAAAUGCAUAUUUAGUUAACUUCUACCUAAAUUUGAAUAUGCAUAUCUAGGUUGGUUUGAAUAAACAUCAGGAAUUAUUAAAAUGUAAAAAUAAAAAAUAAUAAUUUAGCCUUAAUGUGUUGUCCAAGGACUAGUUUUUUGUUUACUUAUCAAUCAAGUGUUUAUGCAGGCACUCGGCAUAAUUAGAACUCAGCAGAGCCACAAAGCUUGCCCAAGUCCACAUACCAGACAGAACACAUUAAAGCAAUAGGAAUUUGAUUCAUCGCAUUUACUGGUAUUGUGCCAGUCUAGAAAAAUAAUGCUAACGGACAGAUUAUUUAGUUUAAAUAGACAACGCUGUACUGGGGUUAUAGACAUGUAUUAAUGUAAUGAUAAUAGUAAUGCUCCUUAAGGUUUAUUGCAUUGUUUCAUCCUUGUUAGAUAUGCUAGGUGUUUAUAGGUUUUAUACCCGGGUUGUAUCUUACAAGUUUUAAAAUGAAGUUUGGAUCAUAUUGAGGCAUGUACAUAUAGACAGCUGCUAUUCAAGAUAAAUAACUGUAUGCUAAUGUCUUAACAAAGUCUGCCCAGAUUCCUGUUAAUUAGAUAAUUUCAUGAUAUGCAGUACUGUUUUUUUUUUUUCCAUAGAAAACUGUAAGCCAUUUGGAUGACAAAAUUAUCCAGCAACUGACAGGUGACAUUUAAGUAUUAUGAAAACCCAACAAAAGACAAGGUCAAUAAAAGCGGUUUUCAUUUUAAAGUAA